GCCAAUUUGAUUCAUCGUCGGGGAGAUCUCCUAGUGGACGCAUAGCAUAGGGCUUUCUCCUCUCCCCAUCGCUCGGCCGGUCCAAUGGCCACCGACUCUUCCUACCCCGUCGAGUUCUUCCACCGCGGCGGCGGCGACGGCGACGGCGACGGCCAAUGGUGCAGCCUCGGCGCCGCCUACGCCGCCGUCCGGGUCCUCCGCCCGCAGGGCCACUCCCUCGUCAUGUACACCGUUCCCGACGACCGGCCCCACCAGCGGAUCCUCUUCGCGUACCCGAUCCUCCAUGGCGACGCCUUCGAGAGGCUGGACGGGUCCACGCUCUCCUGGGCGGGGCAAGGCUCCGGCGAUGAGUUUGCUCUCUGCUUCCGCGACGAGGCCGCCUGCGCAGCGAUCUGCGGCGCCAUCUCCCCGGUGACGACGGCGCUUGCAGCCCUGGACGACAUCGCUGACAGGCUCGAGGGGUUGCGAGUGGCCGCGGCGGAGGGGGGCGCCACGGCCGCCGGAGGGGACAUCGCUUGUCGGCUCGCGCAGCUUAGCUUAGCCCGCGGGCCAUGAACUGGGCUACCCGGAGAAUUGAAACCAGCCAGAUCAAGUAGGUUUUUGCCAUAGCACCGUCGUGUUAGUUCAAUCAACUCUAUACUACGUAUAAAUUUCUGCAAACUUUUCUUCAGCAGUUUACAUCGCUUUGUUCCGAAACUGCAAUUGUUAACGCAACAGAUGGAAAGAUUGCAGACUAUGAUGCCCAGUAAGGAAUUUCUUUUGAAUUUGGGUGGAACCCAAUCGUGCGAAA
Triticum aestivum (bread wheat) is the source of this 790-nucleotide messenger RNA. RefSeq lists its product as uncharacterized. The record is from RefSeq and is a predicted model, not a curated record. The transcript has a single exon. The coding region runs from base 85 to 555 and encodes 156 amino acids. NCBI's taxonomy places the organism in Eukaryota, Viridiplantae, Streptophyta, Magnoliopsida, Poales, Poaceae.